Molecule: messenger RNA, 2084 nt
Organism: Spodoptera frugiperda (fall armyworm)
Lineage: Eukaryota; Metazoa; Arthropoda; Insecta; Lepidoptera; Noctuidae
Gene: Larp7
Product: la-related protein 7
Exons: 8
Coding region: 186-1751 (521 amino acids)
Biological process (GO): RNA processing
Cellular component (GO): nucleus
Molecular function (GO): mRNA binding
Source: RefSeq, a predicted model, not a curated record
CCGUAAUGACAUUAAUUUUCACUUGGCAGUUGCAUGGAUUAACGAUCGAAGUGUGUUUUUAAAUUAAUUUCUAAUAAGAGAAAGAUUUUAUGUUCAAUAAAUAGUAUUUUAAGUUUAAAAGCAGUUAUAUAAAACCAAGGACUAUCUGUAAAACCUGUUCCAUAUUGAUACAGCAUCUUAUAAACAUGUCUGAACCGGAGCCCGCCGAAGUUACUGAUCAAGAAACUAAACAUGAACAUAGCCCUAGAAAACGCAUACGGCACCGUAAGAAGCAACUUUACGAGAAUAUUCUCAAACAAAUGGAAUUCUACUUUAGUGAUGCUAACUUGACUAAGGAUAGAUUCUUAGGAGACCUCGUGAAGAAUGAUCCUUACGUGCCGCUGGAAUUGUUCCUAAAGUUCAAUAAAGUCCGGUCGCUGACGCAGGAUGUCAACGAUAUAGCUAAAGCUAUGAAGAACUCAACUCUAUUGGAAUUGUCAGAAGAUAGAUUGAAGGUGAAGAGAAAGACUCCAGUUUUGCCAUAUGAUGCUGACUCAAGGACUGUGUAUGUGGAGUCAAUUCCAGUGACAGCCAGCAGGGAAUGGCUGGAGAGAGUGUUCUCGGACUAUGGACAUGUUGCAUACAUAUCUCUGCCAAAGUUUCAACACUCACAGAAAAUAAAGGGUUUUGCGUUCAUUGAGUUCGACAAACCAGAGGCUGCACAGAAAUGCAUAUCUACAUUCACAAAGAUGGGCUGCAAGCUCCCUACGUACAUGCCACCCCAAGAUCUUUCUUCUAUAAAGAUGUUUACAGCAGAGGAACCAUCAUCGGAGACACAAGAGAAGAAGACAGAAGAAGAAGAUGAACCACCGAAAAAAAAGAAAAAGAAGGACAAAAAGACCCUUCAAAAGAGUUUGGAGUUGAAGUUGGGAAGUGAGUCUGAAAGUGAGAAGAGACUUGAUACUCCUACUGAGGAAACAAAAAGCAUUGCGAGCCUAUCGACACCAACAGAGGAAAACAAAUUACUUGAUCUGGAAUCUAAGGAUGAAAUGACUAGUCAAGAUGAAGGGAAGGACACAGGAGAGAGUCCACGGAAGAAGAAAACUCGAAAGCGCACAGCCAAGGAACGUAGCAAUGCUAAGAACAACUUGAGUAAAAAUGAGGCUCCUAGAGGUGCUCUAUGGGGCUUACAAGUAUUAUCUAAAGCGGAGUGGAAAGCGUUAAGGAAUAAGUAUUUGAAUUUACAAAGAAAAAUCAUGAAGGACAUAAAGGCAAACUUGCAUAAUAAGAAGCAUCAGUACUCUAGUAUACCGGCGCCCGCCGCUCCUUCUAUUGAAGUGGAACCAGGUUUGCCAUCAGGCCAAACAGAUGCUCCCAAAGGCAUAGCGUCUGUAGAGAAGGUUCCAGGUUUAUUUGUCAAAGAAAUUUUACCAGAACCAUGCUUAGAUGUGAGGCUUACAAAAAGAACGAUCAGGAGCAAUAUUCACGCAUUACAUGUUGACGUGAAAGAAGGGCAAACAGAGGCAAUUAUUAGAUUUGAUACACCAAAAUCCGCGGAAGAGUACUGUGCCAACGCAACCAACCACGCACGUGUCCUGUCGGGUGCUGAGGAGGAGGAGCAGUGGUCUCGAGCGGAGAGCGCGUUGUCACAUCGUCGGCCGCGCGGCCGUUGCAAACUACUCACACAGCGCGACCUACGGUCCACGCCGAGAGCACUCGCGCCCGCCUCACCGCAACCAACUCAUACGCAUAUACGAUUCGAAGAUGAAUAACGUUUAAAGGUUCCCGUUAUUUCUGUAUUAAGAACCAUUCUCAACAUUUUUUAUUUAAUUUUAUGGUAUUAGAAAUGAUUACGAUGUUAUAAAAAUUUGUUUGUUACGUAAUGGGCGUAAUAACAAAGAAUAUUUUUGUUAUUUCUACCAUUGGCAAAAAAUAUUUUUAACACAUACUAUAUAAUAAUUGAACCAAACUUUGUUAGUCACUGACAAAGAUCAGUCUCAAUAUGUAUUAUCUCACAUUGUAUUUAUUUCACACAAGAUUUAUUAUUCUCAAGUAGCAUGCAAUAUGUAUCUUAUCUAAAUACAUUUAAAUCCUUUUGAAAGUAA